Neopsephotus bourkii (Bourke's parrot) is the source of this 2131-nucleotide messenger RNA. RefSeq names its product C1q and TNF related 6 (gene C1QTNF6). Gene Ontology annotation, molecular function: protein binding. The record is from RefSeq and is a predicted model, not a curated record. Lineage: Eukaryota; Metazoa; Chordata; Aves; Psittaciformes; Psittacidae.
AUGGAGGGCGCCCAAAGCCAAGGAGGGAAAGGGAGGGAGAGAAGAGGGGAGGGAGCAGGUCCAGCCAGCGCUCAGCAGUGCCUGUGCCAAGAGCCAGCUUUCUUAAAGCCAUGGGCUGGGGGGCCGGCCCUGCAGGCAGAGGGGAGCCCUGGAUCAGGGGCUGGGAAGCACCGAGGGGAGCCCUCAGCCUCCUGGGUCACCAUGGACACAAUUUACCUGCGCACACCCCUGGCCCUCCUACUUCUCCCUCUUGUGCUUGGGGCACCCACUGAUGAACCCAAUCUCACAGAACCAGCCUCUGGUGCUUGCAAGCGCUGUUGUGACCCACUGGACUCUUCCACAGAUGCCCCACGGCUCCCCCCUAGCCACCAUCACUUGCCUUACCCAAUGCCGGAGGUCCGUCCCUAUAUCAACAUCACCAUACUGAAGGGACAAAAAGGAGAUCGGGGAGAGCCUGGGAUGCCAGGGAAAUGGGGCAAAGAAGGACCACGAGGUGAGAGGGGAGCCCAGGGACAGAAAGGCAGUAAAGGACAGAUGGGCAUAGCAGGAGACCCCUGCAAGCAUCAGUAUGCUGCAUUCUCCGUCGGUCGCAAGAAAGCACUGCACAGCAGUGAAGGCUACCAGGUCUUGAUCUUCGACACUGUCUUCGUCAACCUCUACAGCCACUUUGACAUGUUCAAUGGCAAAUUCUACUGCUAUGUAGGUGGACUUUACUAUUUCAGCCUCAACGUCCACACCUGGAACUUCAAGGAGACCUACAUGCACAUCAUGCACAAUGAAGAAGAGGCAGUCAUCUUGUAUGCCCAACCCAGCGACCGCAGCAUCAUGCAGAGCCAGAGCCUCAUGCUAGAGCUUCAGGAAAAUGAUGAGAUCUGGGUGAGGCUUUACAAGCGGGAACGGGAGAAUGCCAUUUACAGUGACGAUGUUGAUGUGUACAUCACCUUCAACGGGUACCUCGUCAAGCCCAGCACUGAGUAACUGCCUCUCCUCCUCCUUGGGGCCUCUUUGGCCUUUUCCUUCUUCCUCUCUCUCUCUCUCUCUCUCUCAUUACUGCCCGCAACCACUGCAAAUCACUUAGAAAUGGGCCUGUCAAGUCUCAGGCACUGAGUGUGAAACUUGCCACACUGGCUCCCACCUCACGGUCUCUUGUAGUCAGGCCUGUAUCUGUCCACUUACAGUGUGACACUACCAUCUCUUGCCCCUUCCCUCAUGACCCCAACUUCAGUUAUUGGCUUCUUCUAAAUCUGCCAGUGAGCUGUGUCUGGCAUUCUGGGUCCUAGAGCAGGAGGAAAGCUAAAGUGCUGCUCUUGCAGAUGCAUCCCUCCUUGGAGCUUUAUACACAAAGGGCUGCUGUACAAAGGGCUAUAAAGUCCCCACUGCUGGGUGCAUCCUGUCUCAUCUCCAUCCCAACUAGACACGCCAGUUUUGCAGCCUGCAACACAGCUUUAAUGUCACCUUUCACAUCUAUAGACAGGAGCGUGGACUGGGUUCUAAUGACCUCCUGGCGCACAAGAAAGAUGUGGGACUGGAGGGAGAUUAUACUGUCUUUCUAAAAAGGGGACUGAUGGCCUUCUGAAGUAUGGCAUUGGCUUUCCUUAGACACUGCUGGGUCACAGUGUCCAGGCUGGCUGUAAAAUCUAGGCCUGGUGGGAUUGCACUCCUCUGUGCCAGCUCUGGCUCUUUGGAGAGAUGAAGGGUCAGAUCCUUAGCCAGACACUUCAGAAGAAUCUGCCAUUGAAUCAGUACAGUCCACCACUCAAUUUCCACUAGGGAUCGUAAGUACAGAACAAAAGAGAAAGACAAUCCUCCAUACUUCCCUCCUAAACCUCCCUUGGGGUGCUAUUAAGUCUCAGUUCCCCAGUUGUGGUAAGCUAGUCCAGACAGUGAAUGUGAAUCUGCUUGUCUUUGGCAGAUGUGCCCCCAUGGCCUUCUACUGGUAUCACCAGUCACCUCGAGGUUUGCUGGUGCCUCCUGCAUGCUAUUACAGUGUCCUCCUGAAGGUGGUUCUCCCACACUGGUAUUGAGGGACCGCUGUUUCAGAACUUGAGCUGGAGGCUGUAGGGGCAAUCACUGUUAAAUCAGUUUCACAUCUGGUCGGUUGGCACUUCUUUGCCUCUGUGAUGGAAAAGAG